Molecule: messenger RNA, 843 nt
Organism: Thlaspi arvense
Lineage: Eukaryota; Viridiplantae; Streptophyta; Magnoliopsida; Brassicales; Brassicaceae
Source: the annotation of a GenBank genome assembly
UCGGAAUUCUACAUUAUUAUUGUGACUGUGAGAAUUAUCAACAAUUCGUCUGUCUUAGCCCAAUGGACCUGGUUUCCACACGAAUCCACUCCAUCAUCCUUCUCUUCCUCGUCCUCUCCGCCGUCGUUGAAAUCUCCGUCGCUGAUGUUCCGGAGACGGAGCCGGUUCCUGCACCAUGGCCGGAGCAGUUCCACGCAUUGAUGUUGAUGAACAAAUCUGGGUCUCUGGAGAUUGUUGACCUCUGGUACGAUUGGGUCAAUGGACGUAAUUUUAACAUCAUUCAGAAGCAGCUUGGUAAACUCACCUACGAUCUUGAAUGGAACAAUGGCACUUCUUUCUACUAUACCCUCGACGCUUCUAGAACUUGCCGUACCGUUCACUUCGAGGUUGGAAUCUUGAGACCAAAUUGGCUAGAUGGAGCGAACUAUUUGGGUCAACGAAAUGUGAGUGGGUUUCUCUGCAACGUAUGGGAGAAGGUUGACUUCUUAUGGUAUUAUGAAGAUGUUGUCAGCAAAAGACCUGUACAAUGGAUCUUCUAUACAGGCAGGGAAGCUCAUGUGAUGACAUUUGAAGUUGGAGCUGUUCUAGAAGACAAGAAAUGGCAAGCUCCAGUCUAUUGUUUCCACAACGAGAAGAAGAGCAUUGAGUAGUGAAGCCACUGUGUAGAGUUUUGUGUAGAGUUUUGGGCACCUUUUCAUCCAAAUAAAUAUCAAACGUGAGGUCAUUUUCGUCUUUGUCAUGUAAUAAUAUCUAGAGAUUUUUGAUAGUGGAGCAUAAAUAAAAGUAGAUGUCAGCACAAAUCACUAUCUUCUUCGUAUUUUACUUUCUUAUUUGGUCCCUAAA